Coprinopsis cinerea okayama7#130 is the source of this 1800-nucleotide messenger RNA. RefSeq lists its product as hypothetical. The coding region runs from base 1 to 1800 and encodes 599 amino acids. The transcript has 4 exons. Lineage: Eukaryota; Fungi; Basidiomycota; Agaricomycetes; Agaricales; Psathyrellaceae. The record is from RefSeq and is a predicted model, not a curated record.
AUGAUCAAGAAACCAGGCGAAGAAGACCUGAACCCACCGCCAUACGGGAACCAAGCAGGCACCUACCCAGUAAUCGAGCCAUAUCCCACAACAGGCUUCCCAGCUUCGCAUCCUCAGCGCGGUGGACCUUCGCCUCAGCCUCAACUCACCUUUCAAGGCCAGCCGCAGUAUAGUAGUGCCCACCAGCAUCAGCAGCAGGGUCCGACACCUCUCGCCAACGUCCCUCAUACUCCACCGCCGCCUCCACCGGAUGCGUCGGCCAGGUUGUUAGGCCCUAGGUAUACGGUUGCGGUGAACGCUUAUGAACCGGCGUGGAAGAGGUUUUUGAAGGCGUUGGGUAUUGCGCUGUUUAUCUAUCUGUUGUUUAGCAUCUUUGUGGAGAGCGUGGUCGAGGUUGCGAGGUGGACGGUGGGCCAUAGGCAUGGACGUCAUCAGAUUCCAAGAGACUAUCCUGUGCCCGGUGGAAUAGUCUUGGGAGAAUGCACGACUUCGUCCGGUUGGAGGAGAACGAAUCGUAUGAACGAUGCCUACGACUACUACACACCACCCAAACAUGCCCUCGACUUGCUCGAUAAGGAGACGUUCCCUCUCGCAGCUGAAACUUCCUUCUCCUUUCCUCUAUCCAUCUUGCCCUCGUUCGCCAACGCCAGUCGUAAUUCUGGAGCUAAAGCCGAUAUUCCGCUCAGCGCUACCAAAGACAAUGCGUUUAUCGUCCUGUCGAGAGGAUCGAUGUCCGCUGGGGACGCCAAUAUUGUUACCUCGCCGUCGCAGGAGAAGAAUAAAGCCAGUGUGAUAGUGACUGUCCGGUAUUUCGAGGAUAAAAUCAGAGAUUUGGCUAGGGUAUGUUCGAUUGUGGACGGGGAGGGAAAGCGGGGUGUUGGGAUCUUCACUCCCGACCGAGAAAUUCGCGAUCCCAAGAAGCAUAGGAUCUACUUUGAAACCACGCUCAUCCUACCAGAACUUGACGGCGACGAACGACCCUUGAGGGUGAAGAAACUGGAAACCGAUGUUCACAAUACGGCUCACCACUUCGCUGUCGACAAAGAUCUAGUUGCCUUUCACGAAGUAUCGUUCAAAGGCAGCAACGGUGCCGUCACUAUCGAAAAGCCUCUAUCGACUCCUAAAGGCAAAAUCCGAACUUCCAACGGGCCUAUCUCGGGAACCUUCAACACCUCCGACUCGCUGCUGAUCCAGACACAAAACGGGGAGGUGCGAGUCCAAGUAGGAUUGGACUAUCUGGAAGAGAAGGGGAAGAAACCUAAUUUGGAGAUCCGAACUUCGAAUGGACAGCUUCGUGCUGAUAUUUCGCUUUCCGCCUCGUCGAGUUCGUUGGCAGGGUCUUCGAAGCCAGCCUACGAUAUUACAACCCACACCGCCAAUGCUCGUUUAUCGACAUCCGUUCUCUCGACUAUGCCUUCCUCGCAGGGUGUGGACCUAACGUAUGACGGCUCGACAGCCAACUCGCCCGCUUCACUCCGUCUUUACCCAUCCUACACCGGUGAUUUCGUCGUCUCGACGGCGAAUGGUGCAGCGGACCUGAGAAUGUUCUGCGCGGAUCUCCUUAUUGACGAUUCCGUCCUCAAUCAAAAUGAAGCCGAGGACGAAAUGGAGAACGACAACGCGAGUGCAGACAGUGGACGUGGGCAAUGUAAAGAACGGAGAGUGACGAGGAGGGUGGUGAGAAGGAAUAGGAUUGAGGGGAGGAUUGAGUGGUUGGGUGAGAAGGGUAGAGAUAGCAACGGAGGAGAAGGGAGAGUGAGGCUGAGGUCGUCUAAUGGGCCUGCUGUGCUUAGCCUGUGA